Messenger RNA from Brachypodium distachyon (stiff brome), 2152 nucleotides. RefSeq lists its product as uncharacterized. Gene Ontology annotation, molecular function: protein binding. The transcript has 13 exons. Lineage: Eukaryota; Viridiplantae; Streptophyta; Magnoliopsida; Poales; Poaceae. The record is from RefSeq and is a predicted model, not a curated record. Bases 76 to 1803 code for a protein of 575 amino acids.
ACCCGCGCCUCAUCCGCAGCAAACGUGGGACAUGUGCUCGUGUGCUCGACGGUUUGCCUCUGAGACGACGCGGCCAUGGCGCUCGCCCUCCUCUCACCCGCAGUCCCCCAUCCACGGCGUAGCCUCAACUCUCCGCCACUCGCGCGCACCACCACCUCCAACACUGGUUUUUCCUUCUUCACCCCCUCCUCUUCUCCCGCCUCCCGUUGGUACUCCUUCCAGAGGACCAGCUCCACGGGCAGAGGUGACGGCACCGUCUUGUCAGAAGCACCGCGCGACGGAUGGCUCGAUGCAGACCUCCUCAGGAGGAUCUCUGGCGCGGGGGACGCGGACCAGGCGCUGGACAUUAUCGCGGGGUCGGUUGGAGGGGCGGACUCCGGCCGUUCGAGAGCGUCUCUCGACGCGUCCGAUUGCCACGCCAUACUCGCGGCCGCGCUUGACCGGGGCAACGUCGAUCUCGCGCUUUCGGUGUUCGAGGGAAUGCGGUACGGCUUCUCGCAAGGUGAGUGCUGGAGCUGGGCGAGGCCGGAUGCGCGGACUUAUGCGCUGCUAGUCCAGCGAUUGGCAGCGGCUCUGCGUGUCUCUGAUGCUAUCAGGAUAAUCGAUUAUGUGUCCGGCGCAGGUGCAUCUUCUGCAGAGGAGUUCUUUUUGUUAUUGCAGGUCCCAUUUGGGAUAACUGUUCGCUGUCCAACCUGCACAGUAGCAAUUGCUGUUGCGCAGCCUCAGCAUGGAACUCAGGUGGUUUCUUGUUCUAAGUGCCGGUACCAAUAUGAACUAUUUUCCGGACAAAUUACAAGCAUCGAGUCUGAAGAAGUUAGCAUGGACAUUUCAGCUCUGGAGAAGGCCUUGCGGUUCAUAAAUGUGAUGAAAGAUGAUCUUCCAGCUGCUGUUCACUCUAUCCUGAUCCAGACACCCUCAGGAAUAGCCCGUACACAUAGGUUUGCUACCAAGACAGUGGAACUGCCUGCUCAAGAAGGGGAACGAGUGACCAUUUCCUCGGCUGCCCCAACCAAUACUUAUCGUGAGAUGGGUCCCCUCAAGAUUGCAGCACGCUCAAAAGGGUUCGGACCAGGAGAACCUAUGUGCCUCACUAAUCACAUCAGCGGACAGGUCUCAAAAUUGCUAAGAGCGCCAUCAAAGAAUGCGGGACCAUUUGUUCUUACUCCAUAUCUGUUUGUCGGUGCUCUUGCUUUGCUUGCUUCUGGUGAUGCUGUUUCUGCGUUCAUUGAUCCAAGUCUCCCUAGACUAAUUACAGCAACUGCCAUUGCAUCAGCUGCUGUAGGAACAACUCUAAACCAAGUGAUCCUGCCAGAGACUCGAAAGCUUCCACAAAAGGCAAUAGACAUUGUUGCUGUACGGCAGCAACUCUUAUCUCAGUAUGACAUGCUUCAGAGUCGUCUUAAGGAUCUGAAACAGCUUGCUGAAAAAGAGGUCUGGAUGCUUGCAAGAAUGUGUCGGUUGGAGAACAAGAUAUUAUCAGUAGGCGAACCAUCAUAUCGUGCUCGACGAGGUAGAGUGAAGAGGGUCCGAAAGAGCUUGGAAACUACUCUGUCGACAAAGAUUGAGCUGAUGGAAAGUUACGCAAAAUUAUGUUCUAUGAUUGAAAUUGAAGUUGAGAUGGACUCUGAUGUUAUCGUUGCUGAAGCAGCAAGCGGUGCAGAAAGAAUAUCCGAACAAAUACAACAAUUAAUGGAGAUUGAUGGUCUUGAAGAGCAAUGGCGUAUACAAGCUGAGGCUAAUGAUGAAGCAGAAAGGCUUCUUAGUUCAGAUUCUUCGGAAGCAUUGUCUGCUGAGAAUGUAUAAUAAAAGUUUGCAGCUACCCCAACAACUUCUGGGGUGUAAAAGGUGGAGACCAUAGGCCCUAGAGAUACAACAAAAUUUGGGCCGGCUCACGCAACGGCUUGAGUGGAGCGCUGCAGAAAAAAAGGCCUAUGACUGAGAAGCUGGGAAAUAGAUGCUUCUCCAAGCAUCUGACACUCCAAACUUCACUUUUGUUUCCUACAUUUCUAGGUAUAAGAUGUUCUAGGUCUGUCCUGUGUCAAACUCUUCAAAUAUUGACCGAAUUUAUAGAAAAGUUUACUAACAUUUACAACUUCAAAUUAGUUUUAUCAAAACAAGCAUGGCAUAUAUAUUUUCAUAGCAUACUUAUUAA